CACAUGUGAAAUGUUUCAUUUGAUUUCGGAUGUAACUAAAGAUACCUAUACAUGGAUGGAACGAACGUUUCAGUAAUAAAUGGAGGAAUCCAUAUAUGUAGUCCUGACAAUAGCAGUCAACGAUGUAAAAAAAUUACACCCGUUUGUAGUCAGCAUCAUUCACACGUGAAAGCAUGGAUCACUUGCAUAUAGAAGCAACGUCCGAAGCUUCGAGUGGGGCAGCAUUAAACGGCUACAUCAAACCUGUGAGGAAACGUUUUGAAGGAGCUAAUCACAAUAAGAGUGACGAGGUUGAAAAGGAAAUAGGACAUACAACAGAAAAUGUUCAAUCGACGUCAAACACCUAUGGAGAAGGAGGAGCAAGCGUGAGCCUUUUACCAGAACUGGCCUGUGCUGACACCGAGGGUGUUGCCAAGUUCAACCAAGCUUUCCAAGAAGGAAAUAUUGUGGAUGUACUGGAGUUCCAGAGCAAACUGUUUGAGCAUGUACAAAGUUGGAGUUCAGCGACAUUUAACUGGAAUGCUCAACUAGAAAUCCCAGUGGGAGUAUUUGAAGGUUUAUUGGACGGAAUGAAAGACAGAAACGCUACACCGUUGUAUGUUGCAACAGUUCUGAAGAAACAAGUGGCUGUGGGGUCCCUGAUUCAGUAUUCGGAUGAACAGAACAUUGCCUACUGUAUGAAUAACAUCCAACUCAGUAACUCAAUGGAAAGCGUCUACAUGGCAGAAGUUGGAAAACGCCUGAAAAGCGAACAUUGCAAAUUGAAACCUGCUGUGGUACCUGGUCAUCAGAAAGAGGAAAACGGUACAUGGACCAGAGUAUUUAUUGUUUAUUCCCCAAAGGUGGUGCACGCGACCAAUCACAAAAGAGACGGGAUAGGAUUGGUGAUGAUAAGAAACCCUUACAGGGUUGAUGAUGAAGCCAUGACCGUGUCAAACAGCAAGGAAGUAGACGGUGGUAUUUCCAAACAGGACAUGGAAAGGGCUAAAAAAAGCCAUUGAAUUACACAGCCAGACACUGUGGUGUCAUCACAGCAACCUCAAUAUCAUCAGUGUUUGCUCCGUGCGCUCUAAACUGAAGGGAGCAAUAUUGGAGAAGUGUCUCUGUGUUGUGCUGUACUGUAGUACAAAAGGAGUUGUACCACUGGGAGAAAGAGAAUUUCCCAGAAGAUUGGCCUUGGGAGAAGAUGAUUACAUUGACAUUGAUGUUCGCGAAGGAUAUUUUGAAUAUGGUGGAUAUGAGACAAGAACAAGCAUGAAUCACCAUGAUGAGCUCAAAAUGGGAUGUAAUAUAGGUGCGCUGACAUCACAGGAACAAAAAUUUGGAGGAACACUUGGUCCUUUUGUGCAGUACAACGGUACAAUGAGUUUUCUGACAUGCGCCCAUGUGCUGUUUGAUAUUACUCCACAAUACUAUGUUAACUUCACCUAUAAUGGACUCAAUCGUCUUGACGUCGUGCAACCCGCUACAGGUGCGUCCUCUCCAAGUGGUGACUCUUGUGGAAUUGUACAGAGGGCUAUUUUCAACCCAUAUUUGGAUACCAGCAUUGAUGUUGCCGUGGUGGCCAUAUCAGAUGAAACAAGACGACCCAUUAAAGGGAGAUUCGCUAAUGAUCACAGUUCCAAGUACAUAGAAGCAGGAUUUGACGAGUUACCAGAAUACAACAACGGAGCUGUGUUACUAGAUAUUAAAAGCUUGGGCACAAGCCAGAUGGUUGUCAAAUUCGGAAGUGAAACCCACCUGACAAAAGGUAACUUGAUAAUGAAAGGUGCACAAGUGAAG
Molecule: messenger RNA, 1782 nt
Organism: Mizuhopecten yessoensis (Yesso scallop)
Lineage: Eukaryota; Metazoa; Mollusca; Bivalvia; Pectinida; Pectinidae
Exons: 6
Coding region: 174-1001 (275 amino acids)
Source: RefSeq, a predicted model, not a curated record